CCGUCCAAGAUCUUUUGUGCAACAUUGCCUGAAAAACCUAGAGGCAGCUUGUUACUGUACCUCCCAACAGGUUCAAGAGCAGAGAAAGGGGCUUUAUAAAGUCCAGAGUGAGCACUCAUGUGAAUGGUACACAGUGGAUCUCGGAGACAAAGACCGUUUUCCGUCAUGUGAAUGCAGAUCUUUUAAUUCCACUUUUUUACCCUGCAAGCAUUUUUUUGCUGUUUUCAAACACACUGACAACUCAUGGUACUCAUUGUGCCCAGAUUACAUCAGCAGUCCUUAUGUCACUCUUGACUCGGAUGUUGUGUCAAGUCAAAAACAUUUGGAGGUGAAGGAAGUGAUUGACAAGGACACUACUGUCUGCACCAAUAGCUUUGUGGGCAGCGCGUCGACAUGUAAGGAAAAUGCUGUACAUCCUGUUGCCAUAGACUGUUGUGACAUUCAGUGCUUGAAGACAGACAUGGAGGCAAAUGAAGUUUCCACUGCACAGUGUGCCCUUAGAGAGAAAUUAAAAAUUCUCCAGGAUCUAUCAUACAUAUGCAUGGAUCAUGAGUUGUUACGUAAUGCAACUGCAGUCAUUCAUGAACUUGCAGGAAAGAUGAAAUGCUCUGUCCCAAAAGAAGACUUACUACCACUUCUAAGUAACCAAGAUGACAUAAAACUGAAACUUCGUGUACUUCCACCACAGAAAAGAAAAGGAAAGGUGAAAGCCAAAAAAAGGAGAAUUGAGAAAAGAAUCAGUGGUGACACAGGGAACCAGUCUGGUUCUUCGAAAGAGAACUUGCUUACAGACUGCACUACAAUAGGUUUGCCAGAGGCUGAGACACUUCUGGCAGAGCUGAUCAAGUAUGACAUUGCUGAGGUAGAAAGUGGAGUUAGGUUGUCUGUCUGUGGACAGAUGUUAGAGAGCAGGGAUUUUAAAUCUCUGAAACAUCCUCACUGGUUAAAUGAUAAGGUGAUAAAUGCAUACUUGGACACGUUGACACUCGAAAACAACACAGAGGCCAACACUGGAAACUUCUGUUUCAAUAUUUCUACAUACAUGCCUCUGCUUUGGGAACGUGACCAAUUUGAUGACUGGAUGUUUAAAAAGGUGUAUAUGACUUUCUUCUUUCUGAUGAACACAGUCGGAGUUGUAUUAAUAAAUAUCCUGACGCAUCCAAGCUUUAUAAUGGCAGUGAAUGGGAUUAACAAGUUUGACUUUGAGGCUCAAGAAAGUGCAUCCAUCCACCAUAAAUGUACUCCACACAGAUCUGGGGGGUUAAUAAAGGCCUUCAGAAACUAAGAAAUAUGUCUGUGUAAGAAAAAUAUCCAAAAUAUCCUCGUCACAAAGGCUCGUUGAUGCACGUGCGGAGUGAAGGCUGGCCCGUGUGGUCUGAUCCAACAGAUGAGCUACUGUAGUUCAAAUUGCUCAAGAAGUUAAUGCUGGUUCUGAUAGAAAGGUGUCAGAAUACACAG
This is a messenger RNA of Megalobrama amblycephala (Wuchang bream), 1458 nucleotides long. RefSeq lists its product as uncharacterized. The coding region runs from base 461 to 1285 and encodes 274 amino acids. NCBI's taxonomy places the organism in Eukaryota, Metazoa, Chordata, Actinopteri, Cypriniformes, Xenocyprididae. The record is from RefSeq and is a predicted model, not a curated record. The transcript is spliced from 5 exons.